Molecule: messenger RNA, 2101 nt
Organism: Acromyrmex echinatior (Panamanian leafcutter ant)
Lineage: Eukaryota; Metazoa; Arthropoda; Insecta; Hymenoptera; Formicidae
Source: RefSeq, a predicted model, not a curated record
GAUCGUUACAGUUCUUUCGCAAGUUAACUAUUAAGCAAACGCAUGCCGUUUUCGACAUAACGCGAGCACGCGCUUUUUUUCAAUUAGCAAAUGUACCAAUUUACAUAACGAUGUUUCCAGAAUGCGAAUACGAGUAAUGCUAUAGUUUUUUAAAGAACAUUUGAUGACGUUCGUAUUUUUGGCCCGAACGAUUUUUCAGUAGCCACAAUGUGCAAAUUGCUCAAAUUACGGAAUAUACGAAAUUCCUAACAUCAGCGAUUCUAUGGGUAUUUAUAGUUGGUGACAGACCGAAGAGUCGUAUCAGUCUCGGACGAACAGCAAGAGCAACAAGAAACCACGAUGUUUCCGUAUCGAGAAUUAUUCUUAGCAGUGACAAUCUCGUUAGCAAGUGUUGUAUUUGCCGAUGUCAUCGUUCAACCUGGUUAUGAACAUUCCGGCAAAAAUCCAUAUUCGCAACCUGCUUUGCACCGAAUAAACUCUCAGACUGAACAAUAUCACACGAAACAAUUACCGAACCAAGAAUUUCAGUAUCUUCAGAAUGCUCGAACAGUGCAUCCCUAUUAUGAAUCCAAAGAUUCAUCAAAUCUGGUGGGCUAUCCAUAUCAUCCAUUCCAACAUUAUUCACCGUACCAUCAUUUUUCACCAAGGAACCAUCCACAUUACGCAAGAAUAGGAAGCCAUGGAUAUUCGCGGCCUUCAGUAUUCGUCGGUUAUCGACAACCUUCGAUAGGACACUGGGGUAGUCCGUACCAUCACCACCGGUACAGAAGGUCACUUGACUCCGAUUCUACAAACACGGAAUCCAGUGAAUCUGCGAACGUUGCACAUGACAAUGAUGUGGCCUCGAAGUCGCCCUUAACCGAUGAUAAACAUCCUAAAGCCACCGACUCGUUACUUCCAGAACAAGAGCCUACUGAUACUAAUGAUAAGCAUGUGGAGAACCGUCAGAUCGCGAUUGAGCCUGUAAUAGGUCCACCACGUUUAAUCGGCAUAUAUCCACAAAAUAUACAGUCCCCUGAAAAAUAUAUAAGGGAAAAUACAAUGCAAGGGGUUAUGCAAUUUUAUUACAAUCCGAACUUAAAUUUAGAUGAGAAUACUCAGGAAAAUGAACAAGAUUGUGAAGAUUCACGUCUUGUUAAUAAUAAGCCUUCACGUAUGAGAUUCGAACAAUUUCCGAAGGAAUCUUCAAAUGAUAAUUAUAACAGCAAAGCUGCAUCCCCGAGAACAACAGAUUAUCUUACUAAAUUCCUAGAUAACAUGAAAUCUCAGUGGAAUCAAUACUAUGUUUCACCAGUAACUCAGCCUCCAACACCAGAGAUGUACGCAAUUCUCCAACAAAAAUAUAAUACGCUGUUGCAGAUCUUCAAACAGUAUUUCGACAUUCAGACAAGACAAAGCAAUCCCAUUCCUUUUUAUUAUCAAACGUUUUCAAGUACUGAUGCACGGACAAAAAAUAAAGGGGACACUUCAUGGAUACCGGAUAUCAUUGACAUAACACGUUAUGUCGAACAGGACAAAUCUGAAUCAUAUAUUCCAUUAGUAAGUGAUUUCGAUCAAGGUAAUUAUCCGUCCCGUUGUUUGAAUUGCUAUACGAAUAUUCCAAACUAUUCUUCGGAUAACUUUAAGGACAAUUCAGAUUUCCAGAGAAACUCUAAUUCAGCUUAUAGUAUCGAGCCUUCAAUUUCGGUCCCUAACUAUGACCAUGUCCCUAACAAUGACCAUGUCCCUAACUAUGAUCCUAAUUAUGCCCCUGAUAUCGCUGUUGUCUCUGACUAUGAAAUUCACAAAGAUUAGUGCUCGGAGCAAUUUGACAUCGAUGAUACCGCAGACGCAUACAAUUAUUCGUCGGGAAAACAAAUAUAAGCUAUUCUAUUAGAUUAUAGAUACUUCAACAACUAUCCAAGUGAUACGCAACUUUAUGACACGUUUUCGUCACCAGUUUAUUAUUAGUAAGGCGCUUCUAUAGAUAUGACGCUGUUAUCGAUUCCUGCCACGUUACCUUGAAGUAACGAGUCGAUUGACCAUAAUGAUUUUCAUGUUCUAUUUAUUAUAAUUACUCUCAUGCACGCAUAAUUUUUUAUAAGCACACAUUCUUCAUCCU